CCUGACUCCUGACUCCCUCAUAGCGGGGGCCUCUCGCGUGCGUCGUCGACUGUCGCAACGAGCCAAUCGACCCAAUGGAUGGCUCCUCGGCGGAACCGGUCCGCCCACCUUCUUAAGCGGAGAAAAAAGCGGACGCCUGCGUGACUCCAACUCCAGUCUCUCUCCCUUUCGCCAUCGCCCGUCCCAAUACCCUCAUUUUCGUCUCUGUCCCUGCAAGUGUCCGGCUGCCCGCAGAUACCUUGCGCCCUGUUUAUACCACCCAUACGCCCCCCUGAACAGACUUCCGCGAUCAAUUCAUAUCCUUGCUCCGAGAAUGAGUCCUCCCGCCGCCGUAGAUGAGAUCGUGGGCUCGGCUCCCACUUCCGGCCCACUGGUGGUCGAUGCCAUCCCUGCCCUGAGGGCCAAAAGCGCCCAGAUUCCCACGGGUAUUGCGCCGGCCACGAACAGUGACAUGUUCAAGAGCCAGCACUGCUACACCAAGCCUCAGUCCAAGCGCUGGGACCAUAUCUUCUCCAUCGAGUCGAAGGCCCGGAAGAGUUCGACCCUGAAGGAAGCGGCGAGAUACCUCAAGAACCCCGGCCUCAUCUCCCUGGGCGGCGGUCUCCCCUCCCCGGAAUAUUUUCCCUUCGAGCAACUGUCCGUCAAGGUUCCCACGGCGCCUGGCUUCACCCCGGAGGAGACCCACACUUCCGGUGCGGUGUUGACCGCGAAUAAGGGUGACGUGCGUGAGGGGAAGAGCAUCUUUGACUUGGAGGUCGCUCUGAACUAUGGACAGGCUACGGGAACCCCGCAGCUGCUGAGGUUUGUGACGGAACACACUGAACUCAUUCAUAACCCCCCCUAUUCCGAUUGGCAAUGCUGCCUGACGGCCGGUAGCACUUUCGCGUGGGACACGAUACUCCGCAUGCUUUGCGACCGGGGUGACUACAUCCUGAUGGAAGAAUACACCUUCUCGAGCGCCCAGGAGACGGCGCUGCCCCUCGGCAUUCGCGUGGCCCCAGUCGGUAUGGACGGACAAGGUCUCCUGCCCGAGUCUCUCGACGAGGUGCUCAGCAACUGGGACGAAGCUGCUCGGGGUGCCCGCAAGCCUCACGUGCUGUACACGAUCCCCACCGGACAGAACCCCACGGGUGCCACCCAGUCGGUGGAGAGACGCAAGGCCGUAUACCAGGUUGCUCAGAAGCAUGACGUUUUCAUUAUCGAGGAUGAGCCGUACUACUUCCUGCAGAUGCAGCCUUACGCGGGCCCCGACAGCGAGCCUGUCCCGCCCCCGGCGAGCCACGAAGAGUUCAUCAAAUCUCUCGUCCCGUCCUACCUGAGCCUCGACGUCGACGGCCGUGUCCUUCGUGUCGAGUCCUUCUCCAAGGUCCUCUCCCCGGGAUCGCGAACCGGCUGGAUCGUUGCUUCGGAGCAGGUGGUGGAGCGGUUCGUCCGGAACUGCGAGACCUCCGCCCAGAACCCGAGCGGUAUCGUGCAACUGAUGUUUUUCAAGCUGCUGGAUGAACACUGGGGCCACGCCGGCUACUUGGACUGGCUGAUCAACCUGCGCAUGCAGUACACCGGUCGCAGAGACUCCAUGAUGCACGCGUGUGAAAAGUACCUCCCCGGUGACAUUGCCAAGUGGAUCCCCCCCGCCGCGGGCAUGUUUCACUGGAUCGAGGUCGAUUGGAAGAAGCACCCCGGGCUUGCAUCCGGCAAGACGCGCCAAGCCAUCGAGGAGGAGGUUUUCCACGCCGCCGUUGACAACGGGGUCCUUGUGUCUCGCGGCAGCUGGUUCAGGGCUGGUGACGCCAACGAGGAGAACAUGUUCUUCCGCGCCACCUUUGCUGCUGCCAGCUCGGACAACAUCGCUGAAGCGAUCCACCGGUUCGGUGACGCUUUGAGGGCCCAGUUUGGUCUGUAGAAAGACCCGGCUUGGACCGUAAUUACCAUAGAAAGACAUACUUAGAUAAGGCACGAAGAUAGAGAUUUUGCAUGUUUGGUCUGGCGUCAAGCAUUCUGAAUAUACACAUUGG
Messenger RNA from Aspergillus heteromorphus CBS 117.55, 2015 nucleotides. RefSeq names its product aminotransferase-like domain-containing protein. Gene Ontology annotation, biological process: L-tyrosine biosynthetic process; aromatic amino acid catabolic process. Bases 314 to 1903 code for a protein of 529 amino acids. Lineage: Eukaryota; Fungi; Ascomycota; Eurotiomycetes; Eurotiales; Aspergillaceae. Gene Ontology annotation, molecular function: aromatic-amino-acid:2-oxoglutarate transaminase activity; pyridoxal phosphate binding; L-2-aminoadipate:2-oxoglutarate transaminase activity. The record is from RefSeq and is a predicted model, not a curated record. The transcript is spliced from 7 exons.